AUGUUUUAUAGCCAUGAUGUUCUCCAGAGGAAAGGUGGAAAAUUUGGGAUUAUCUGGAUUGCUGCUACAAGAGGCGUGCAUUUAACCAGGAGAGAAUAUUAUGGUGUUAAUGUGGACAGAACAUGUCGACAGAUAAUCGACUACAUAACCCUGCGUGCCAGGCCAGUUAGACCAGGGGGCUCUGUGCCGAGAUUUUCUCUUUACUUGUCUUCACAACUCAUGUUUGGAGUGGUAAAGGUGUACAACAGGCAGACUGAAUAUUUGUACAGUGACCUGAGUUGUUUGUCCAAGGUAUUUUCUCAUCUAUCUCAGCUAAAACCCACCACUGAUAUUGAUUUGAAGGUGACUGCAAGAGCUGACCCUGUGACCAGCACAGAAGGCGUUAUUGAUGGUAAUUAUGAUCUAGAUUUUGGUGCCUUGCGAUGGGAACAAGAAACACUGAGUCUUCAAGCUAUUGCUGAUGAGGAAACUUUCAGAGUGGAACUUACCCCACCCUUUGCUUCACCCUUCAGUAGUCCUGAACAUAGAGACAUAUCUAUUCCUCUUUCUCCAAAUAUUCCUCAGGAACCUUUUAGACCAGGUGUUGGUGCUCCCUUAACAUCGCCUAAGGAACGUAUCACAUUACAGGAGGAAGUUUCAUUUUCAGAAGAGGAGAUGAAGCUCCCAGAUGAGAAGGACCUCCCACUAUUCACAGGGGAAGAAUUGCCGAUGUUGGAUGUCCCUGAAAAAGAACUGUCGGCUCAGAUAGAAGCCUCUAUCCUAGCUGAACAACAAGGUGUGGCUGUUUUUGAGGAGAUACAUUCUGCCUCUGAAUCUGAAUUGAGAGCUGACAUGCCUGUCCCAACAGAGACCACCCCCACUGUUGGUGUGACAGGUCACAGGCAAAGACCUGGGACUGAGCCAACCCCUGGAGUCACCCCAGGGACACCAAGACGAGAAGAACCCAAGAGAAGAAAAGUCAGCAUAGGCUUAGAAUUGUCACCUCUCACACCAACUCCUGGUAGUCGCAGAAGGAAGAGACAGCUGAUAUUUGCCGACAAAGAAAUACAAAUUCACAAGAAAAAGCUCAAACAGCAGAUGGCUGAUACAACGGACAUAAUGAGGCCCUUGAUGAUACCUAGCCCCACACCACACCUGUCAGCAGUUGAGCUCCUGACUCUUCCAAGUAGAAAAGACAUCCGUUCUCGUAACUUCCUACCCCUGUGGAGAAGAUGUGCCAAUACCUUGACUACAGAAGGCUCAGACUCUGACAUUGAGAAACGGUUCUGGACAAUAUCAAGUGAUGAAGAUGCCGUCAGCACUGUUCCUGAGCUGUCCCCUAUACCAGAACCUCGGGAUUCACUCCAACAGGAAAAGGAAGAGUCAAUGGAAAUAGCCAGAUUGUCUGCCUCAGCCAGCAAAUCUGCCAGUAGGCUGGAACUUUUGAGAUCAUUUAUUGAGCAAAGCUCUGACCUUGAUGUGUCAUCAGACACUGGGUCUAGAUCUGGAAAGCGACCAAGGCUAUCUGCAGACAGAUCAGCAGACAAGAAGUCCAGAGCUUCACCAAUCCCAGAGAUGGAGACUAUAUCAGCACCGCCCUCUAGAAGCAUUCGUAUGCCGCCUGUGUUGGAAGAAGAGAGGGAAGAACAUCACUCCAGCAUGGAUGAGUUAUUGGACCUAGAUAUGGAAGCAAGACCUGAGAAAUCUGCUAAAAUUGUACAUGAAGAUGUGCUUAGGAUAUUGUUGCAUCUGACAGCAAAUGUGGAUAUGAGCAUUACUUUCAGAACAUUGUGUCCACCUGCUAGCAACACCAGGAGCCAGGCCGCUGGUCAUUUCACUGCAAUUUUAGAUCUGUGUGCUCUGAAUAAAAUCGAUCUUACCCAAGAAGAACCCUACGGUGACAUUUUUAUCACGCGUGGAACAGAAUGGUGAACUUAGCAGGCUCAGCUUUAAACCAUAGAAAUCUAUAUAAAAGAACCUCAGAAGGAAAAAGUGAAGAAUCAGUUUUUUUCACAGUAACUUUUAUUAUUCCUAUUAGCAUUUUUUAAAAAUCUGAAGACUUGUGAAUAUUUAACAUAUUACAGUUUGUUUUCAUGAAAACAGCAGGAUAUAUAAUAUUGAAGGUUAAAUUGCAAAUAGAGAAUAUCAUUCUAAAUUGUUCACAUUUACAAUUAGUAUAUAUUGUGCAUUUAAAUGUUUCAAUGUUUUUAAAAUGUUAUUUCUGAAAAUAACUUUCUAUUUAAAA
This is a messenger RNA of Lingula anatina, 2224 nucleotides long. Its product is annotated as meiotic recombination protein REC8 homolog. Gene Ontology annotation, molecular function: chromatin binding. Gene Ontology annotation, cellular component: meiotic cohesin complex. Gene Ontology annotation, biological process: meiotic sister chromatid cohesion; double-strand break repair. Lineage: Eukaryota; Metazoa; Brachiopoda; Lingulata; Lingulida; Lingulidae. The record is from RefSeq and is a predicted model, not a curated record.